This is a messenger RNA of Chilo suppressalis (striped riceborer), 8454 nucleotides long. Lineage: Eukaryota; Metazoa; Arthropoda; Insecta; Lepidoptera; Crambidae. The record is from the annotation of a GenBank genome assembly.
AGUUUGUGGCUUCGUUUUCUUGGGUGAGGUGCGGUUAACAAAUUUUGGAAUAUUUUGGUUCAAAACGCACUGUAAAAUGCUGAUUUAGUGCUAAACCUUAGAGAAGUGUUCAAAUAUGUGUCGUUACAGUGAUUUAUUAAAUUAUAGUUUGUUUGAAGUGUAGUGUCCAACAUGUUUCGAUGUAUACCUUUGUUCAAAUGUAAUCGCCAAGUGGAAUGUGUAGACAAGCGGCAUUGCUCGUUGCCAAACGUACCUGAAGACAUAUUGCGAUACUCCAGAAGCUUGGAGGAACUCUUUUUGGAUGCUAAUCAUAUACGUGAUUUGCCGAAGAACUUCUUCAGACUUCAUCGAUUAAGAAGAUUAGGUCUUAGUGACAAUGAAAUUCACAAACUGCCACCGGAUAUACAGAACUUCGAAAACUUGGUUGAACUAGAUGUAUCACGAAAUGACAUUCCCGACAUCCCAGAGGACAUCAAGAAGUUGCGUGCUCUCCAGAUCGCGGACUUCAGCAGCAACCCGAUCCCUCGCUUGCCGGCUGGGUUCAGCCAGCUCAGAGCGCUCACGGUGCUCGGUCUCAAUGACAUGUCCCUCACCAGUCUUCCGAGCGACUUUGGCAGUUUGGUGUCCCUGCAGUCAUUGGAGUUGAGGGAAAAUCUUCUUAAAUCAUUGCCCGAGUCUCUGAAAAACCUCACUAAAUUGGAGAGGUUAGAUUUAGGCGAUAACGAAAUCGAGGAAUUGCCCGGGUUCAUCGGUGAGCUACCUGCGUUAGAAGAAUUAUGGUUGGAUCAUAAUAAACUCCAAUAUCUUCCCCCAGAAAUAGGGAAUCUCAAAGCUUUAACAUGUCUAGAUGUCAGCGAGAACAAACUAGAACGACUUCCAGAAGAAAUCGGGGGACUAUGUUCACUAACCGAUCUACACUUGUCACAAAAUAUGUUGGAAACGAUACCAGACGGUACCGGGGAUUUAUCAAAGUUAACUAUAUUAAAGUUGGACCAAAAUAGAUUACAUACGUUAAAUGGUAAUGUAGGAAGGUGUACAAAUCUGCAAGAGCUUAUAUUAACGGAGAAUUUUUUAAUGGAGCUGCCUAAGUCGAUAGGAAAUCUUAAUGAGUUGACAGUACUGAACGUAGAUAGAAACUCUUUGGGUGACAUACCGAUAGAUAUUGGAAAUAUGACCUUACUGGGGGUGCUAAGUUUAAGGGACAACAAACUAACAAGACUGCCAAACGAACUGGGAAAUUGUAAAUCGCUUCAUGUAUUGGACGUUAGUGGAAACAGGUUACAGUACUUACCAUAUACUUUAGUGAACUUGGAGCUUAAAGCUGUUUGGUUAUCAGAAAACCAAGCGCAACCUCUUCUUACCUUCCAAACGGACAGAGAUGAAACGACCGGUGAAAAUGUUCUCACUUGCUUCCUCCUACCGCAGCUUAGUUACACCCAGCAACCAGAGCUGGAACACACAUCAGAGGUCGGCAGUGGCAACUGGUUGAGGGAUCACAGAUAUCUUUCACAAUCGCAAGAGCUAGAUAGAGUGAGAGAAUCCAGCGCGUCACGGGAUCGGGAUUCGGAUAAUGAUGAUUGGGAAGAGAAGGAAGCUUCGCGGACGCAUUCAGUCAAGUUCACCGAAGACGUCCCGGAAACAAGAGAGACUCCGUUCGUACGUCAGAAUACACCGCACCCGAAGGAGCUGAAGGCGAAAGCACACAAAUUACUGGGCCGCUCGCCAGAGAACGCUCAUGUGCAGCAAGAACCACCGCCCACAACCAACGGACUACCAUUAUCGCCACCAGAACCUGUACUAACGGCCGUAGAAACUAUUGGAACUAUUCAACAAACUCAAGCACCCCAAGAGAUGGUUAAAGAUGAUGAAAGCGAUACGCAAACGGCCGCUGAUAGAGAAUCUUCCGAAGGUGAAAACGAAGAUAACGACGACUCUGACGAGUUAGAGCGAGGCUCGCGGCGAGUCGCGUGGCGCAACACGGUGGAGGAGCGUGGCGCUGUCACCGGCGGCCGACUGCACCGCCGUGACACGCCGCACCACCUCAAGAACAAGCGCGUCAACCAGAUAGACGCGGGCCGCGCGCGCGAUCUCAUUGCGCAGGCGAUUAAAAAAAGAGAGCACCAAGACGAGCAGAAGACUGAUGACGAUGAAACUGUGGAGGACGUUCCUGACGGUGAAUCCGUGUCGGAUCGGGCUGACAGCGAAGCGCGGGUAGUGAACGAUCAGCGAUGCAUCGAAGUGCGCAUUGCGCGGGCGGCCGGCGGUUUAGGUUUGAGCAUAGCGGGAGGACGCGGCUCCACACCGUACAUCGGCGAUGACGAUGGCAUUUUCAUAUCGCGAGUCACGCCUGGCGGUCCGGCGUAUAAUGCGGGACUUAGGGUGGGCGAUAAGGUGCUCUCCGUGAACGGGACAUCCGUCGUGGAAGUCGAUCACUAUUACGCAGUUGAGGUUCUGAAAGCUAGUGGUCCUACGCUUACAUUGGUUGUUACAAGGGACUCUCCUAAUUCUACCAGAACUCAUAGCAGAGCACCGAGUGGAGCGAGUCACCAUUCCGUAUCAAGUACAACUGACACAGUAUCUACUUUAGAAAAUGGACAGAUACCCACAGGUCGCGGUAUUCCAAUGAAGCCGUUAAUCAUCAGCAACCAAUACGCGCAAGAGUUCGAGCCUGAAUUCAAGGAGCAACAGAAGCUCAGGAACAACCAGAGCACGCCAACGCCCAUCGCUAAUUACAGCCCUUCGCCCACCGGACAGCCAGUAGACUACCAGCGGCUGCAGGCAUCUCCGCCACCCGUCACUGCGCCUUACGUUCCGCCAGUAUAUCAACAAAAAGUCCUCGUCCACACGACAUUAAUCCGCGACGGAGCCGGCCUAGGGUUUAGUAUAGCCGGCGGUAAAGGUUCACCUGCAUAUAGAGAUGACAGCGACGCGAUAUACAUUUCGCGGAUAUCGCCACAGGGUGCGGCCGCAAAGGACGGUAAAAUGCUGGUUGGCGAUAAGGUAGUUUCGAUCAACGGCGUAGAUAUGGAGAACGCGCGUCACGAAGCGGCCGUUGGUCUGUUGACGGGCCACGAGAGAUUCGUGAGGCUCGUACUGCAACGGACCAUCACUUCUGAUCAAGCCGAGACGCGGAAAUCUAUAUCGGACGAAGUGAGAGACCACAAGACCAGCCUGACGAAUGUGAACAUUGCACCGUCACCGAAACCGGCAAACCACGUUAACAAUAACAACCAAGCACCACCACCACUGAUCGGCAAUCACACUAACAAUGCACCCAGGGUGGUGACUCACUUAACACAAACACCGCCACAGAGCCAGCCCCAAGUCACACAUUUCUCACAGCAAGCCACACAGAUAUCGCCGCAAAUCGUGAAUUCGACGCCGCAAGUCGUGAAUUCGACGCCGCAAGUUGUAAAUUCCACGCCGCAAGUCGUUAAUUCUAUGCCGCAAGUCACCCAAAUACCGCCGCAAGUCAAUCAGUUACCGCAGCAAGUGCAACAAGUUUAUACCCUGCCGUUGAAGCAAACAGCUUUCGCACCACAACCGGCACCUCGGAGACUGAGUCAACCCAAUGGCCAGGGCCCGAAGUCAACGACUAACAGUGCGAGCACGCCUCUAACACCAGGAGCCCCUAACACUCACGGUUCCACAGAUGACGUCUUUGAAGACAUUCAGCCGUCGCGGCCGAUCACGAACGAGGAGUUCCAAGCGAUGAUACCGGCGCACUUCCUCGGCGGGCCGCGGCCGCAGUCUGAACCUGUGGAGAAGGGCGUACGAGUGACGGUAGAGCGGCCGGGAGCGGGCAUCGUAAUGCCACCGCCGCCUUCGGCCCUCGGCCGCGUCACCGAGACUAUCACCAAGUCGACCUUCACCGAGACGACGGUCACGCGCAUCACGGAUAACCAACUCGUGGCACCGCUAAUUAUCGAAGACGUAACGUUAGUCAAAGAUGGCGGAUCCCUAGGCUUCAGUAUCAUUGGAGGAACUGAUCACUCUUGCAUUCCAUUUGGCGGAAAAGAACCGGGAAUAUUUGUUUCGCAUGUGGUCCCUGGUGGCGUGGCCGCUCGUUCGGGCAAGUUGCGUAUGGGCGACCGCAUAAUCAAAGUGAACGGCAACGAACUGACCGGUGUCACGCACCGAGAAGCCGUCCAAUUGUUACUGCAGCCCGGACCUACUUUAUCACUCACCGUCCGACACGAUCCUCUGCCGCAGGGAUACCAGGAUCUAACUAUAGUAAAACAAGAAGGCGAAAAACUGGGUAUGCACAUAAAGGGUGGCUUAAACGGCCAACGAGGCAAUCCCAACGAUCCCAACGACGAAGGAGUCUUCAUAUCGAAAAUCAACAGCGGUGGUGCAGCCAGGAGAGACGGCAGGCUAAAGGUCGGAAUGCGUCUGCUAGAAGUAAACGGAGUAUCGCUAUUAGGCGCGACGCACAAUGAAGCCGUGAAUGCGCUGCGUCAAGCCACUAAUGCACCACUGCACCUAAUUGUUUGCCACGGGUACACGCGCCCCGAGAAAUAUACCACCGGUAGUGAGAGCGGGACGGCGGACACUGGCGGCUCUCUGUCUCACUCAACGUCGAGCCUGGACCGAGAUGAGCCGUUGCAUCAUCAUCAACAGGAGCAACCGUUCCAACAGGAUUUGGUUGAGUUUGAACAUGAGAAACAAGUCGCCGAAGUUAGGGAGAAGUCUACUCCAGAAAAGGUGUUAGACAUAGUCCACGCCGUCGAAAGCAUGGCUCUUGAACCGGUUCCGCCCACGUCGCCCGAGCCCCAGCACAAGACGACCACAGUCGUCAUGUCUAAACACACACUCCAACCUCAGUCGUCUAGUUCGCAAGCGGCGCCCCCCUCGCCGCUCGCAGUAUUCACGGAACAGAAGGUGAAGACGCCCCCGCCCCCGGCGACGCCCAGUGGCCGCCCUUCACAUCCGCCGCCUCCGCCUCCGCCCAAACCGAAACCACAAGUGCCCCGAAAACCACACACGAAGCGAGUUAGUUUCACACCGGAACCGGAUUACGAACAUUCCUCGACGAACGAACGAACCACACCCUCCCCGCCCGUGCAUGAUGCGCGUGACGACGCGAACGGGCAUACCGUCGACACUAACGAUGCAUGCGAGGGAGUUAGCUCUUUACUAAUACGAAACCGACUGCUGAGUGCGGACGUGGAAACUUCGAAACCCGUUCCCAGAGCGAACCUCGUCCUACCAGACGACCUCAUCAUACCCCCACCGCCUUCGUUCGAUACGAACGUAAGUGACGUUCCAUUGCGCAGGGAACUGAAUGUACCACCGCCCAUCACCAUCAUUCCUGAGAGAAUUAUUCUUCCCGAGCCGGAAGUCGCGGACACUUCCAUACAGUCUUCGACUACGACGAACAGCCCCGAUGCCGAGGUCCCCCCGCCUAUAAAUUACAAAGCCUUUCCGUCUGUCUCGCAACCGUUGAAAAUCGAUAAUUUCCGAUCGGCAAUAAUUUCUGAAGUGCCUUCAUAUCAAGCAGUCCGGAUGUCUGAAUAUCCAGCCUGUAAAUGUGAUCAAUAUUAUAAACAACUUUCAGCAAGCCCCGGCGGGGAACCAGAUGCUCCCGAACUUUUACAUGUUCAAUAUAAAUCUCUUCCCAUCGUUUCACACGUCCCCCACUCCCCGUGUUAUUUACAUCCAGAUAGAACUUACUAUGAAGACAAUUUUCAGACUUCAUUGCGUGACUUGAGAGUAAGAAAUCUAUCACCUGGUAUGGUUCAUUCUUCGACGUAUCCCCCCAUUAACCCUUAUCCGUCCCUCACUACGGUUGCGGGAACUUUCAAUCCAUACACGUGUACAGUCCCAAUUAAUACGAAUCAAAACAACAAUGGAUUUAAAUCACAAAUCUCUCCUAACAUCAGUUCAGGCAAAGACAUAAACGCCAAUGUUACCCAAACCCUACCUACUUAUGUCAGUGAUAUGGCAAAAAAAAGUGUACAAUCAAUAGAAAGAAGAGUUCGUUUCGGUGAAGUGACGACUGCGCCCGAUAGUGAUAAUUUUUCGGACGGUUCGGAACUCGCGAGGGAAGGCAGUUCCUCACCCGCACCCACCCUGAAACCCGCAUGGAGCAGCCAAAUCAAAUCCUUCGCCAUCGGCGAGGCUUCCCCGCCUCAUUCAGGCAAUUUUGUGAAAGCCUCUGUCAGCGAUAAAAAGAAAUUUUUCGAAAAUGCAAUGGAAGAAAGCCACAAACCAUCGCCUAAGCCAGAACGCGUAUUCACAUUCCUGUCAGCGGAUGAGGUGGAGAAAUUGAAGCAGGAAGAGGAGAGGAAGAUGGCCAGCAUGUCGCCGUCGGAGCUCCGCUCGUGGUCUCCCGCGGGGGACCACCAGAGCUGCGAUAGCUCGCAUUCCGACGACGAGCCGUAUGAAAACGGCCACAGUGUGUCAUUGGGUGGCGUGAGUCCAUCAGCGAAGUCUCAGAGACGGCGCGAAAGGCGCGAAGGUUCCGAAGGCGAAGACGCUGCGACUAAGGCCGCGCGACGCGCCGCUUGGAGGGCCGCAAGGCUACGAUCCUUGGAACAGGAGGCAAUAGAGUCACAGAAAGCCAUAAAAAACCUGGUGGGUCCAGCGAAAGAAAUCAUAGGUGAAAUCCCGUCGAGGGAGAAAUCUCCGUCCGAGGUGGAGACAACGCAAGAGAGAAUCAUAUCAUUGGAAUUGACAACUAGUCCUAGUAGCGAGACCGCGCCGGAUCUAGAAGAGGCGGGAAUUAAUUUAGGGGACGGUGAGGUCGAAGGCGGUGACAAUUCGCUGCAACCUGACAUCGUGCAAGUCGUCAAUCCUUUACUGGAUGGAGGCGCCGGCCGUGUCACUGCAAUCCCUGUAGGGCCUGCUGAUAGACUCACCGCCUAUACGGAACAACAAUAAACCAGAUCUCUUCACUUGCUCAUCUCCAUCGAAACCGGUUCAUCCCAAACUGGAAUACUCCUUACGUCCAAAUAGGAAACUUAUUAUUACUAAAAGGGUAACGCCCCUUUUAAUAUACAAUACUUAAAAAGGAACGCCCCUUUCCUCAUUGGUCCUAUAGGACCGAAUACAAAGUAACUCCAUGACAGCGCAUUGGCUAACGAACCGAACGAACUCGAUUGUAGAUUUCUUCAACGAAACGAACAGCGACGUAUCAUUCAUUGAACGAGUUUUCCAUCUACUUUUUUGUAUUAUGAACUGUGAUAAUAACUUUAGAAUUCCACCGACUUCUUGUGUUACUUAGAGAGAGACUUGAAGAAAUCCACCAACGAGCUGCACUUGAACGCAUUUCAAAUUGAUCACAAUUUUUUAUACUUUAUUUUUCGACGGAGAUUCUAGGUUUUUACUAUAAGUAAUCGUUGUCUAUUUUGAUGUAGAACAAUAUUCUUACAGUACUUUACGUAUUUAAUUUUAAUUAUUUUUCAUUCCGUGCAAGUUUUAAUGUUUGACUGUAUUAUGAUGAUGCUGUACCUGUUAAGAGAAAGUUUAAGGGGCAUGUUUGUAUAAUGGGCAAAGAUUGUACACAUUCGAUUUGUUUUUAUAAUCGACGCAAAAACGUGUACUUAAGCUAAUUUUUCCACAGCGGAAUCUUGGCAAGUAAAGAUCCGUUGAAUAUAGCAUCAGCCUUCAAGUUAUUUUAUUCGAAUUAGGACAAUUUUUUUAUACUUGAACGCGAGUGUUACGUAUUCGGUAAUGCUCUUACGGAAUAACUAGAAAACAAUGCAAAUCGAACGUGUGCGGUCAUGCUUAGUAGUUUAUGGACAUAUCGAAAAUGUUGACGAGAUAUUAUAAUUCCAUGGAUAGAUGUAGUAGUCACACCCAUCCUUUAAGUGUUUGGCAUCCGUAUUAUGGCAUCACAGAGCAACGUCGCUCCGCAUCCAUGUAAAGUUGAUAGUUUAUAAACAUAAAUGAACUAUUGUUAUAUCAUAAUAUUUCUUAUUUUAUAUGUAAUAAAUUUAACAUGUAAUAUGUUGAAUUCGUACAGUAUUCUUUCGUGUUUACUGGUGUUCUAGUAUUUUAAUUUAAUGUUUUAUUAAUUUUAGUUACUUUUAUGUAUGUGGUGCCUUAAUUCUCAAAUGGAUUUUAUGCAAUGUUUUUAUAUUUUAAUUAUUGUUACGAUUGUAAUUCCGGCUCAUUCUAUUUUUAUUAUUUUAUUAUAUAUACGGUAAUGUGUUUGUACAAUAGAAAAAUUAUAUUCUUACCUGGAAUGGCCGUAAAUUAUUUUUUGUUCUCGCGUCUGUAUAUCCUGUCUACAGUUUUAAAUCUCAAUCAAAUGUAUAUUUCAGCUGUGACUAUGAAAAUGUAAACUGUUUUGAAUAAUAUUUAAUUAAAGUAUCGUGAGGUAGUUAUAUUGAAUGAAAGAAUGUUUUUAUGUGUGUCCUUUAUACCUUUUUAAGGCUCUUAGUGUAUGAUUGUAAACUAAUGAAAAUAUUGUAUGUUUGUCCCAAUUAAAUGGUUUAAUAUAUAUUUUAA